UAAAUUCAGGUUGCCGUGGGCAACCGGGUUUUGGGUGGUGACUCGUCUGCGGGUGUUUAGUGAAUCCUUCUGCUGGCCUCCUUUUAUUUUGAGGCAGGCAAGAAGCAGCGGACUGUAGAUCAAUGUGCCUAGGACGCGUGUAGUCGCUACUGAUCGGGACGUGGGUGAACUGGGGCGCGUGCGAUUGUUCCAGUGCGCUCGAGGCAGCUGCCCUACCCGAUGGAGGUAGCAACAGCGGCUGUCUUCGUUCACUUCGUGGUGGCGGUGCUUCAUCGGAUGACAGCGAGCCCAUCCUAGCUACGGAAUGCGCAUCGACGCUGUCGGGUCAUUCGCGCUUUAGCAUUCGUACAACUCACUCCCUCUUAAGUUCUUCCCGAUUUCUUAAAUCGCCCGUCGUUUUUCUUCCGUCGUGGGCAGCGUUUAUGAUUUUGGGGAGUGCCGGUUCACAUCGAAAGAAGAGACCGAAGUUCAAGGUUGGAGGCGCCCCUGUGCCGCUCGCACCUUCGCUGCUGGUGCUACCGCCGUCACUUGGAAGACGACGACCAUGGCGAGCAGCGACGUGAUCGAGGUGUUCAUUGAGACGUUGCACGGCACCGCCUUUGAGCUGCUCGUCUCGCCUGCGGACACUGUGGUUUCGAUCAAGUCGAGGAUAUCAAGACUCGAAGGCAUCCCAGUGUCCCAGCAGCACCUGAUCUGGCAGUGCCAGGAGCUGCCAGACGACUCAUCCUUGCAUGAAUGUAACAUCACCGAUGGAGCCACCAUCAAGCUCGUGCUGGGUAUGCGAGGAGGGCCCAUCAACACCCGCAAAGCCUAUCUGGAGGAGCGCCCAACCCUGAAUGAUGUGGCCAAGUAUCUAGACACCAAAGGGGGGUGUAUGCUUUUCAUUGUGAGCGUAGACUACUACCAUUGCAGAGUGAAAGGAAAACUUCAUUGA
Dermacentor silvarum is the source of this 934-nucleotide messenger RNA. Its product is annotated as AN1-type zinc finger protein 4. Bases 545 to 934 code for a protein of 129 amino acids. NCBI's taxonomy places the organism in Eukaryota, Metazoa, Arthropoda, Arachnida, Ixodida, Ixodidae. The transcript has 4 exons. Gene Ontology annotation, molecular function: protein binding. The record is from RefSeq and is a predicted model, not a curated record.